Messenger RNA from Plasmodium berghei ANKA, 312 nucleotides. Its product is annotated as tryptophan-rich antigen, fragment. The record is from RefSeq and is a predicted model, not a curated record. Bases 1 to 312 code for a protein of 103 amino acids. The transcript has a single exon. Lineage: Eukaryota; Apicomplexa; Aconoidasida; Haemosporida; Plasmodiidae.
AUGCCUUCAAUCGUAACGAAUACCAUGUGUAGCAAAAAAAAACUAAUAUUGAAAAAAAAGCAAUGGAAUAAUUGGGUACGAAUAAAAGAAGAUCACUAUAUUUAUAAUAUUGAAAUUUUAUGUAAUAAAGAAAAAAAUGCUUACAAAAAGUCUAUUAUUAAAUGGAUAAAUGAUAUUGCUGACAAUUUUGUUAAGAACCCUCAGUUACGUUUAUGGAUUGAACAACAAGUUAAGCCUUUCCCACGUAAAAAAUUAUUAAAAGGAUCAAAAGUAAAAAGUAUCGAAAGUUCUAAUAUUGAAAUAAAUGCAUAA